AUGCAAAAGAGAUCCAUUCUUGGAUUCAACAACAGUGCGAAAGUAAAGUGCAUAGAGAGGGAGAGACAAGCACUCCUCACUUUCAAACAUGCCCUCAUUGAUGUCCAUGGCAUGCUCUCUACAUGGAGGGAUGAUGAGAACAGUCGAGACUGUUGCCAAUGGAAAGGCAUUCAAUGCAACAAUCAAACAGGUCAUGUACGCAUCCUUCAUCUUCCUGGUCAGGAUACACAAUAUUUGAGAGGCGUAAUCAAUUUCACUUCAUUGAUUGCCUUGCAAAAUAUUGAACAUUUGGAUCUCAGCAACAAUUAUUUUGAAGGGAGUCACAUCCCAGAACUUAUAGGCUCACUCACCAACUUAAGAUAUCUCAAUCUCUCCCAUUCUUAUUUCGGUGGCAGCAUUCCUGCCCACAUUGGAAACCUUACAUAUUUACUGUCUCUGGAUCUAGGUCGCAACUUUUAUCUCUUUGGAGAAAUCCCUUAUCAACUUGGAAAUCUUACACAUUUAAGGUAUCUGGAUCUAUGUGAUAAUUAUCUCGAUGGGGAACUCCCUUAUCAACUUGGAAAUCUCUCACAGUUGACGUAUCUUGAUCUUAGUGGAAAUUCAUUUUCUGGAGCACUCCCUUUCCAGGUUGGUAAUCUUCCUUUGUUGCACACUCUUAGACUUGAAGGUAAUUUUGAUGUCAAACCUAAGGAUGCAGAAUGGUUGUCUAAUCUCUAUUUUCUAACAAAUCUUGCCUUGCAUUCUUUUCAUAAUAUUGACUGGCUACAUAUGAUCGGUAAGCUUUUUACAAGCUUAAGAGAGUUGAGGUUAGUUGAUUGUUCUCUUUCAGAUACCGAUGUUCAAUCUCUGUUUUAUUCUCCUUCCAACAUUUCUACUUCUCUUACCAUCCUUGAUCUUUCUUCUAAUAUGUUGACAUCCUCAACGUCUCAAUUGUUGUCAAACUUUAGCCUUAAUCUUCGAGAGCUUUAUCUUUCUUAA
Sphenostylis stenocarpa is the source of this 978-nucleotide messenger RNA. The record is from the annotation of a GenBank genome assembly. Lineage: Eukaryota; Viridiplantae; Streptophyta; Magnoliopsida; Fabales; Fabaceae.